AUGGCUAACAAUAAGGAGGGCCCAUCUGCCCAGGUUGCAACCCAAGGCCCUCAAGGUCCGGGCGCAGCACCGGAACUAGACAGCCCGGGGGUCAAGCGGAUUGAGGUUCUUUCAUCUUACCUAUGGAACAUUGACCGUGUGUUUCUUUUCUCUGGAAUAUUUCUCGUGGCCUAUGUCUAUGGACUUGACGGUCAAGUGCGGGGCACCUACCAGCCAUACGCUACCGCCUCCUACGGCUCGCAUAGUCUGCUGUCGAGCAUCGAUAUCCUCCGAGCGGUUAUUGCAGCUGCUGCACAGCCAACUGCAGCCAAGAUUGCCGAUGUUUUCGGGAGAGUCGAGUUGAUCUUGAUCUCAAUACUUUUCUAUACCCUUGGUACCAUUAUCGAGGCGUCUUCAAAUACAGUCGAGCAGUUUGCUGCAGGUGCUGUGCUAUACCAGAUCGGAUACACCGCUAUCAUACUACUGGUGGAGGUUUUGGUUGCGGAUGUUACCUCGCUGCGCUCGCGCCUACUAUUCUCAUAUACUCCAGCACUGCCGUUUCUGAUCAACACCUGGAUUAGUGGUAAUGUCACUGGGGCUGUCUUAGGGACGACCACAUGGCGCUGGGGUGUGGGCAUGUUUGCGAUAAUCUAUCCCAUUUGCACACUUCCUCUCCUCAUCACCCUCUGCAUCGUUCACCGCAGAGCAAAGAACAAUGGCGCGUUGGAGGACAUCCGAAGUUCCUUCCGUAGGAUGGGUGCUUGCCGGUUGGCCAAAGAAUUGUUUUGGUACUUGGAUGUGAUUGGCAUUAUACUGUUGAUUGCAUUUCUUGCUCUGAUUCUGGUGCCAUUUACGAUAGCCGGAGGGUUAGCUUCGCAGUGGAAGGAGGCCAAGAUCAUCGCCCCUCUCGUUAUAGGGUUGUGCUGCAUUCCAGCGUGGGUUAUCUGGGAGAGAACAUGCAAGCACCCGAUGGUUCCAUUCAAGCUGCUCAAAGAUAGAGCAGUCUGGGGUGCAUUAGGCAUUGCACUCAUGCUAAACACCGCAUGGGCCCUCCAAGGCGAAUAUCUCUACACUGUCCUUAUCGUCAGCUUCAAUGAAAGUAUCACGAGCGCAACCAGAAUUCGAUCCCUCUAUAGCUUUGCCUCUGUGAUCACUGGAUUCCUGUUGGGAUUUGUCGUCUUCAAGGUUAGACGACUAAAGCCAUUUAUUGUCGGAGGGACAUUGUUGUUCAUGGUGGCUUUUGGUAUCUUGAUCUAUUACCGUGGAGGGUCCACUUCGUCCAGCCAUUCGGGAAUCAUUGGGGGUCAGGUGCUUCUGGGGAUUGCUGGGGGAUUCUUCCCUUACCCUGCCCAGGCCAGCAUCCAGGCUGCCACCAAGCACGAGCAUCUGGCGGUGGUCACUGGUCUGUUCUUAGCGUGCUAUAACAUCGGCAGCGCCCUAGGAGGAAGCAUUUCGGGAGCCAUUUGGACCCAGGUUCUUCCCGGAGAGCUGAACAGCAGACUCGGUAACGCUACGCUAGCUGCUCAAGCAUAUGCGGAUCCGUUCACUUUCAGCGGUACUCAUCCCAUGGGUACCCCGGAUCGGGAUGCGGUCGUUGCUGCGUACAAGUACACACAACGGCUGUUGUGCAUUACUGGGAUUUGCUUAACGGUGCCGCUGGUCGCAUUCUCUCUUUGUACCCGCAGCAUGGUUCUAACCAAGGAGCAAAGCUUUGCGAACGCCGAGGAGGAUAGUGACGGGGUUGAUCAACCGUGAGCGAUUAUGUUGAGGAGGUGUAGAUGGUUAUCUUGCGGCCGUGAGUCGAGGCUGUUGUUGCCUGGAGGCAUAGUAGUGUUGCUCCGAUCGCUUAGUAAAAUGGACUAAUUUGAUUGGGUAAACAAUCAGCUAUUUCCUCG
Molecule: messenger RNA, 1874 nt
Organism: Aspergillus ibericus CBS 121593
Lineage: Eukaryota; Fungi; Ascomycota; Eurotiomycetes; Eurotiales; Aspergillaceae
Gene: sit1
Product: putative siderochrome-iron transporter Sit1
Exons: 12
Coding region: 1-1734 (577 amino acids)
Biological process (GO): transmembrane transport; intracellular iron ion homeostasis
Cellular component (GO): endosome; vacuolar membrane
Molecular function (GO): siderophore-iron transmembrane transporter activity
Source: RefSeq, a predicted model, not a curated record